Linum trigynum is the source of this 6522-nucleotide messenger RNA. NCBI's taxonomy places the organism in Eukaryota, Viridiplantae, Streptophyta, Magnoliopsida, Malpighiales, Linaceae. The record is from the annotation of a GenBank genome assembly.
UGAUAUGCCUAACUUGUCAAUUAGAAACUAAAUUUUCAAUAAAUUCGCAUAAUUAAAUAACACAUCGGGCAAUCCACCUACCUUGUCUAAAUAGGUUGAGAGUAGCAUGUGAGUCAACAAUACAAAUUAAUUAACGUGAUCGGUACUAUCGAUUUGGUUUGAUUUGAUUAAACCAAAAAUCGAUAAGUUCCUAACGAUUUUGAUUUGGGUGGAUAAACAAUUAGUUCCAAUCAAACAAGUAGCGUACCACCUAAAAUCAGGAGGGUGGGCCGGCCGGGUCAACAAUUCUAACAUGCAGUUGCAGGCAAAGUUAAAAGAGAAAGCGGAGAGAGAAGAACCAAACCUGGAGGGAUGGGGAGAGAGAAAGCCUUUACUCAACUUCCCUGGGCCAUCCAUCCAUCCAUCCAACGGUUGAUAUCUUGCCAGAUGUAAGCGGGUACUGCCAGAAAAAAGUGAGUCAUCAAAACUAUCUCUUUACCCACUUUUUCACAUUGAGAACUGGGCCCAUUGGCCGGCCCACCAAAAACCUUCAUCGUAUUCGUCCGGACAGGCGGUGAUCUGCUGCUGCCCCUGCACAGAGAGAGAUGCCAACCGAAAACCUUCCCUGGCCCAGAAGGCCGGCCCACAUCCCAGCAAUUUGCGCCAUCAGCCGAAAUUAGAUUAGUUUGACCAAUCAUUAACCAGAGGCGUGGUUACUUUAGUUUGACCGGAUCACAUGCAUCAACCAUUGACCUAUUUAUUGGAUUACUGAUUGGGCUCGAGAGCAGAAGGCCCAUUUGAAAAAGAACACCUAAACCGUCACCGUAAUAGGAAAACCGGAGAAACUUGCACACCGAUUCCCAGCAACUAGUCAAAGUUGUUCGCUGCAACUUCUUUCCCCUUUCCUUCUUCCUUCCAACUUGGUCUCAUCCCAAAUUCCAAGCAGCCAUUACUCUUCAAAAAAGAAACACUAGCUAGCUUGCUGAAAUCAUGAACCAAAUCCUGCACCAUCUUCCUCGAGCGAACCCCGAAAGAUUCAGCUCUCUUAGUUCGUUGUUGCAGCAGCCUUUCAUCCUUUUGACACUUGCGUAUACCCUUCCCGCGAAGACUUAACAUUGAAUCAUCGGUCGAUUUUGAGCAGCGAGGAAAUGAAAUCCGUCCUCACUUCUUCAUCGGCGUCGCCGUCUCCUUUUCCAGCUGGGGAGUACGAGGUUUUCCUGAGCUUCAGGGGCCCCGACGUCCGCAAUACCUUCGCCGAUCAUCUCUACACCUCGCUAUCGCGUGCCAAAAUCCGCACGUUCAGGGACGAGGAAGAGCUGCGCAAGGGGGAAGGGAUUGCGCCUUCCCUAGUCCGGGCCAUCCCCGAAUCCAAGAUCUACAUCCCUGUUCUAACCCAACGGUACGCUUCCAGCAAAUGGUGCCUUCAAGAAUUGGCUCAAAUGGUGGAGUGCUGGAAGGGAAACAAGGGACACCUCAUCCUCCCCGUUUUCUACUUCGUUGACCCUAGAGAUGUGAGGCAUCAACAGGGUCCUUACCAGCAGGCCUUUGAACAACAUGCACAAAAACAUAGCCCUGAAACUGUCAAGGAAUGGAGAGAAGCCCUUCAGGAGGUUGGGCAGAUGAAAGGAUGGCACGUCACUGAAUCCGACAGUCAGGGAGGCAUAAUAGAGCAAAUCCUUUCUGAAGUCGAGUUUCAUUUGAGGAGCAUUUACACAUUAGUAACUGAUGAGUUGGUGGGAAUCGAUAGUCACGUGGAAGGAGUGAUGACAUUACUGAAUUUAGCCUCCUCUGAAGUGAAAGUCGUUGGCAUUCACGGCAUGGGUGGUUUAGGUAAAACCACUAUAGCCAAGGCUGUCUAUAACAAGAUUUUCACUCAAUUUGAUCGUUGUUGUUUCUUGGAAGAUGUACGGGAAACAUUGACAAAGAGUGAAGGGGCUUUGUCUUUGCAAAAUAAGCUUAUCUCUAGCAUUUUGAGGAAGGGUAGUUAUCAAGUUAACAAUGUCAGUGAAGGAAUCAAUAUGAUAAAGGAGAGAGUUUGCAAACACAAGGUGCUUGUUGUUAUUGAUGACAUAGACGACAAGUUUAAAUUUGAUAAGAUACUAGGGAACUUGAGUGAUUUUUCUUUAGAUAGUAGGUUUAUGUUUACAACAAGAUAUAAAAGAACUUUAGAUUAUUUUCAAGAAUGUAAAUUGUAUGAACCAGGAGAAAUGAGUCGUCCUCUUUCUCUGCAACUUUUUAGCAAACAUGCUUUUGGGAUGGACAUUCCUCCAAAGGAAGAUGCCUCUAUAUCUGAGGAAUUCGUAAAAGUCGCUGCUGGACUUCCAUUAGCUCUCGAGGUGAUAGGGUCACUUCUGUUUCGUAGAGGAAGGAAAUUCUGGGAAGAAAAGUUGAGGGAGUUACAAGGGAUACCUUCUACUACCGAGAAUAAGGUGCAAGAGAGAUUGAAGAUUAGCUACAACGAGUUGACGCGCAAUGAAAAGGAAAUCUUCCUUGAUAUUGCAUGUUUUUUUAUCGGUAGUCACCAAAAUUUACCUUACUACAUGUGGAGUGGUUGCGAUUUUUAUCCAGAAAGUGGGAUCGACACUCUUAUUCAGAGAUCCUUGAUAAAACUGGACGUGGGAAAUCAUUUUUGGAUGCACGAUCACAUCAAAGAUCUUGGAAGGGCCAUUGUUAAAGAGGAAGAUAUUCAACAUCCAUACAACCGUAGCAGGAUAUGGUCUACUGAUGAUGCUCUCGACUUGUUUAGAAAUGGAAAGGGAAGUGAACGGGUGGAAGCUCUUAGGGUGAAUUUGAAUUCUAGAGAUGCUCAUGAAAAGCUGCUUAAGAGCAAGCAAUUUAAGAACUUAUCAGGUUUAAGGUAUCUGGAGGUGCGAUAUGGAAACUUGAUGGGGGAUUUCAGCCAGGUUCUUCCAAAUCUACGUUGCCUUCGACUGCCACAUUGUAAAUCAAUCCCAACUGAUAUUUACACAACGAAAUUGACCGUUCUUGAUUUGGAGCAGUGCGAUGUAAAAGAUGACUGGUGGGGCUGGGAUCGAAUAAAGGCCGCAGCAAAGCUGAAAGCUGUAAAUUUAACCAGGUGCGUCGAGCUGAGAAGGGCUCCUGACCUGUCCACCUGCGCAGGUAUGGAGUUGAUAAACUUUGAGGAAUGUGGUAGGAUGGAAGGACAAUUGCACAUUGCCAAUUUCAAGAAUCUGAACACGCUGAGGCUCCCUUGGACCAAGAUAACAGGCUUAAUCAUCACGGGUAAUGACAUUGGAAGGCUUCAACGACUGGAGGAGAUGGACUUGAGGUUUACUCCUAUGACAGAAUUGCCCGCCGGGAUGGACAAGUUAUCCUCUCUCCAGAGCCUGCUGCUCGAAUCACGACACCAGGGGUACCAAUUAGAAAUACCCAGACUCCCGAGGAGCUUAAAGAGGUUAGCCAUUGCAUCUUCCAACGGGGUCCCAAAUUUGCUGGAGCUGAUGGCAUUGGAGUCCCUAAGCUACCUCAACGGCAGUAUUCCUUCGAUCCCUAGCCGCUUGCAGUUUGUGCUCAGCUUUGAAGAAUCUAAACUGAUUCAUGAGAAGUAUUCCGGGCCCUUGAGUGAACUCCCCAGCUUAGCGAAUCUGCGCAACCUGACCCAACUCACGCUCAUGCAUAUCGGGGUGGUCGAGAUUCGUGGCAUCGGGGAGCUGAGGGCAUUGGAGUCCAUGGAGAUAUCCGAUUCCCCGAAUCUGAACAAUCUCAACGGACUUGAGAAUCUGCUCCUCCUCACAACCCUGUCUGUGGGGAGCUGUGCUGCACUGGAGAGGCUGCCGAGUCUAGCAAAUUUGAUGAAGUUGAAGGAUUUGGAGGUUUACCAGUGCCCGGUUCUCGUAGAAAUCAAAUGCCUGGGUGACCUCGGGAAGUCUUUAUCUCGUCUGACAAUUAAGGAUUGUCCCAGCUUGGCAGACUUGCAGGGAAUACUUCAACUUCUGGGAGGAUUGGAUGAUCUGACUCUUGAGGAGCAAUCGUUUGGUGAAAAACCAUCUCUUGACCUGUCUGGUCUCAUCAAUCUGAAACGGUUGAGCAUUUUGUACUGUCCGUACUGGACUGAGGUGACAGGGCUGGAGAGAUUGGUAUCGCUGGAGUCCCUGACCAUGAGGAGUUGCAGUUCAAUUCGACAGCUGCCGGAUCUGUCUAACCUCAGGAAUCUCAACACAUUAGACCUGACAGAUUGUCAAAGCUUGACGAAUCUCCCCACAGGGAUUGGCAGAUUGGAGUCAUUGCGCCAGCUACGAGUUCGUGAUUGCUGGUCGAUUACGGAGCUGCCAGACUUAUCUGGCCUCAAGAAUUUGGAAGAAUUGAACCUUAGCUACUGCACAAGGUUGACUGAGGUCAGAGGAAUCGAGGGUUUGGAAUCGUUAACAAGGCUGAUACUGUAUGAUUGCAUGUCAAUAGAGGAGUUGGGAAAUGUCUCUGGUCUCAAGAAAUUGAGGGAGUUGGAUAUUGACGGAUGCAAAAGAUUGACCAAGGUUAAGGGACUCGAGGAGCUGGAUGGGCUGCGGGUCGUAGACAUGGGGAUAAGGAUGAGCUUGAAGUUAUUGGUGAAGCUGGCUGCUCGAUACGGCAAGGAACUAGCUUCUCGGUUCGUUGUGGGGUUCACAGGAGCUGCUGAUGGCUCUACUUCCAGCUCAGGUAGCCAGUUCGUGGAGCGCGAGCUAGAGCAAGAACGGGAAGAAGAGCGAGAGCGAAAGUGGGAGCGUAAGAAUGUCUAUUAUCCAUCGAGAUAUUGGUAGCGUGGAAAGAGCGUUAAUACUUUUUCUUUGAACAUAAUAUUAAGGGUUCAUAAUCCAGCAUGACAACAAAAGAUGAGGCUGCAGUGAAUCUUGGCCAGACCCAGUACUUUCUUCUUGCUUAGGGUUCCUUCGCAAAGUCAAGAAUUCAGCGACGAAAAGGAUGAAUCAAGAGGUAGUGGGAAUCAAUUCCAGGUCUUGAACUACGGGGUGACAUUUGUAUCGAAAGGACAGGGGGGUUUGUUGAGGGAAUUGACUAGGGUGUUGAAGAGUUAUAACGCGUUUUUCGGUUCAAGAAGUGAGGGAGAACGACAUUGAUGAAAUGUGGCGGGGAGACUACGCCGGAUGAGUUUGGGAAAGAAGGGAAGAAGGAGUUGAUGAAGGAGAACUAUGCGGCUUAUUGGACCGUUCUGGCUUCCAAUGUGGAGGACUUAGCAGCUUGCUUGUUAGAGGAUGAUUGGGGCGGGAUCAAGGCAUCAGAUCAAGGGGAUUCUGUGGUGUGGAAUGUGACCUCGGAUAGAUUGAAAUGGGGUAAUGAUUUCUUGAAGAAGAGGUUGAAGAAAGGUGACAGUGUGGAUGCCAGUCCAGCUACUCUGAGAAGGAGCAGAAGGUGUGAAAUUGAGAAUGAUUUAAGUUCUUUUUCAAGCUAUCUGCUUUGGUUUAUCAUUAACAUUUGUUUCAUUUCACUUUGCUGGUUUACUUAACGGAUGGCUGAUAGAUAAUUCAUUGGGGGAGGUUUUAAGUCUGACACUUUUAACUGGUUCGUUAGACUUUGUGAGGGACAAAGUUUGAACUUAAAUGGUGAAGUUGAAAUGGGUAAUCGUGGAUUCCAAGUUUUCUAUAUUUAGAUGGGUGGACUGCUUUUCCCCGCUUAAUGUGAACUCUUGGAAUCAAGUUUGACAUUGUAUGACUCCUUUCCUGUGACGAUUUAGUUUUCUCUCCAAUGUUUGCAGCAGAUCAUAGCAAGGCAAAUCGAGUACAACUGACAAUAUGUCUUGUGGCAUUUGCAGGGUUAAGAGGUUGACGAGAAGUUCUGAAAAAGUGGCUCUUGGGAUCCUAUCUGGGGUAGUCAAAAGUUUCUUUCUUCUGUACAAGUCCUACUGUGAACUCUAAAGCAGUGGAGAAGUUUUGCAGCCUGUUGCCUGCAGAAAUCGUCCUUGCUUCCCUGGAUGGAUUUAGUAAGUUCAAUUUGUUUACAAUUGCUGUGGUUAGCAGUUCUGAACUAUUUCAUACCGUCGAUGAAUCGACGAAUCUUGAACAUUUUAUCGAUUCGGUUUGUUGACAACACUGGUCUAGGGUUAGGAAAUUAAUACAGAGGAUCCAAUCAUAUGUAUGGAUAGGAAUGACCACUAAAGAAAGAUGGUAAGAAUCACUAUGGAGAGUAGAGGGAAAAGAUGACCAAAAUUAUUAUUAUACAUGAUCCAACAAUUUGGUGCCAAAAAUGAUAAAGAUGAUUUGAUUCUCUUUGACUUGGGUUGCAGUGGUUACAAUAUCUAUCAUUGUGGCCCAUAUUCCUUUUCCCUAUAUAUAUAAUUUUCCAUGGACAAUCAUUUCCCUUUUAAUCAAAUCUCUACCCCCACCAACCAUAUAAUCACUCUUCCUUCAUGUCUUUUUGUGACUAGAUAUGUGAAAGGACACCUAAAAUUUUGUUAAUAUAAUGGUCUUCUUGCCUCAUAAUAUGUCGUUGUGCAAUUGCAUCCAUCUUUUAGUAUUAUCUAAAGACGAUUGAUGUUGUGAUAUCGGUAUUUUCUUCGUUGUGAAAAUCGAAAAAUUAAUAACUGAGAAAUUC